AUGGCGACGCCAUCGCAGGAUAUUCACUCCACCUCACAUUUCCCAAACAUCUUUCCAGCACCAACAAACCCAUCACCACCAACCGCCGAACCUCCAGCGCUACAUCCUACUCCUACCCCACCUCCUGCCGUAGCAAGUCCUCAGGGCGUUCGUCGGCGCUUCCAAUUCCAACCGCCGCCGCUUGGCGUUGGCAUCGGCGUCGUCGCGGACGUUGUUCGUGCUCGGGCCCUGGCGCAAGGGAACUUCGAGCUGGGUAGUCGAGAUCAACAACAAGAGCGAGAAAAAUCGGACAACACCGAAUGGAAUCGGAAUGAGCGUCUAUCCCAACUAGACCAGGAUGAAGCCGUCCGUGGACAACCGGAGAGGGGCUCAGACUCGACCCAAGUCUCGCCCUCUCUGACGGAGCCUAACCGGAGGAAACGUAGUACGGGUUCGACCGAAGCGAAUCUCGAUCUCUGGAAACGCCUUCCUUAUGCCGAAGGGUGUAAGCCUCUCCAUCUCUACAGAGACAGUGACCCCUCGCUGAUACAACACUAUCCACUCCUUGUUCUUUCGCUUUGGCCGCUCUCCAGAUCCAGACUGCAACUACGUCGACAACUCAAUCUUGACCUGCUACCCUCAAUCCAACACGACCCUCGUUCAAUCCGUCUGGUCGAAAGUGAUCUUCAACGCCCAAUACCCCCUCUUUAUCGGUUCCGGAGGGAUCGACGCUUAUCUCUACCGAGCCGAUUCCGAAACGCUCGCCACCUCCUACCUCGGUAUCGAGACUGCGCGAGGAAUGUUCGCGAUCCGUCCGGAUGACGAUUGGUGGCCUGUGAAUCAGACGAGUUGGGUUGAGGGCACGAAUCAGACUUGGAGGUAUUACUUUGUGGUGGUGAGCAAUGGGACGAAGUUGAAUGGGGGGGAGACGCAUCAGCGGACUUUUAGGGCCGUUCGUGAGUUGAAUCUUGGCAAGCUCGGCACCGUCCACUCACUUGGUGUUUCGGGCUGACGAACGAUCCUUGAUUUUAUGAAACAGAGACAGCAGCCCCUUCAACCCUGAUCUCCUCCUUAUCCUCCCUCUCGGCCUCGGCCUCCGCCGCCUCCGCUUCCGCCUCCGCCAACUCCGCCGGCGCCUCCCCCUCCCCCAACUCUCUCUCCUCAGGCCCUAAAUCCACCUCCCCUACCCCCACCUCCAACAAUCUCCAACAACCUUACCCCGGCCCUUCCCUCGCUCUACCCUCCUGGGCAAUCGCCCUAAUCGUCAGCUUGGGCGUCUUGAUCGUUUUGUUGUUGGUCAUUCUAGGUCUGGUUCGGAAGCGGCGAAGACGGGGGACUAGGGAGUGGUUUUCACGAAGUGGAAGUAAGGAUAAAGAUGAAGAAGGGAAGGAGGAUAGUGGGGAGCGUACACCGAGUUUAUCAAAUGAAUGUGAGGGAGGGGAAAUGGUAGAAGGGGAUCGGUCGGGCGGCACGUCGAGUCUGACCCCUAUCACGACCUCGAUAGCGACGAAAGCUCCGCGAAGAUCUUUGAUUUCCCGCCCCCGACCCUUCACCUCUAAUCAAGACUAUCAAGCAGUAAGGGGAGGUCCGGGGAGCAGAAAGAUGCAAGACCCGACCGUGGUCGGUUUAUUAUCCCCCGUCGAUGCGGAGAUUAUUACUAAGGCUUUCAAGGACGAACUGAGGAGACCUGAGGCUGGGGAAGAGGAUGACUCGGAGGGGUAUGCGGGUAGGGAGUGA
This is a messenger RNA of Microbotryum saponariae, 1716 nucleotides long. The record is from the annotation of a GenBank genome assembly. NCBI's taxonomy places the organism in Eukaryota, Fungi, Basidiomycota, Microbotryomycetes, Microbotryales, Microbotryaceae.